This is a messenger RNA of Trichoderma asperellum CBS 433.97, 1114 nucleotides long. RefSeq lists its product as uncharacterized. The record is from RefSeq and is a predicted model, not a curated record. NCBI's taxonomy places the organism in Eukaryota, Fungi, Ascomycota, Sordariomycetes, Hypocreales, Hypocreaceae.
AAAACGGCGCUUAGUGUCAAUAUUUUCAGAACUGGUAGUUGUAUAUACCCCCCUUUAAGCAUUAGCUGUAGCAAGCUCCUGUCCUACACUUAGAAACCACACUCAUGGAAGAGCAUUUCAACACGAUCGUGGCCGCAAGCUCUCAAGACAAAGGGAAGCAGCCGCUAAACAUACGGUUUCUCAACCUAACAAAUCCAAACGAUGCAACUAAAUCAGAUGCACUCACAGCUAUUCGCUCUCAUGUGGCAAAAAACACCCAUGGUCGCAAACAAGAAAGCCGCCGGACUCGCCUAGAGAUCCGCCAGUACCGUCCCGCGACUCGAGGGAACAAGACUAACAGUCUUUGGUCACAAGAGAAGAUAGGCACACAGCUUGGCCCGGAAAAUUCGAAGUUCAACUUGCCAGUGAUACCCAGCCCACAAACUUUUGUGACAUCUCACAGGAGAAAUCCAUUCCAGACCUCUUUUGGGAAGAUUUCUGAUCCCGAAAGUGCCUUAAUCGAUCACUAUAUUACCUAUGUUAUAGACCAUGGUUAUACAGAUUGCAUUCAUAAUGAAACUGAACAAUUACUCCUUCAAAACGUCCGAUCGCGCUUUGUACCGUGGUCACUCACGGAACGAGGACUCCAAGCCGGGCUUUUAAUGGCAGCUUGUCGGAGUCUACUGACAUUAUAUCCCGAAAAUGAGACAUACAAAGUUUCAUUACUUAAAUAUAAGAGCCAAUGCAUCGAGAUACUUCGCUCUGCACUUUCAGACCCCGAUCAACGUAUCAGUGAUCAUACUAUUGCCCUAGCCUUAGUAUUAUCCACCGAAGAAUUUCUUUCUGGGAAUGUCAUCGAAUCCCGACUACAUGGGGAAGCGAUCCUCAGAAUGGUUCAACUAAGGGGCGGAUUCAAAAAUCUUGGUCCAGAGGGCCUACUGGGAUACUUACUGGCAAGAUCAGUCUAUAACCCGGUCUUUCGAUUCGUGGAUGGUCCUGAUGCUAUAGGAUUGGUAGAAUAAGAAGUACGAGGAGCUAAAUGGACAGAAUUAUAAUAUAUUUGGCAUCAAUGCAGUACAUUUGCGCAGUAUAACUUUAGAAGGUUAUGAUCCCAUCAAAAUGCCCACAUGUUGCU